Molecule: messenger RNA, 1737 nt
Organism: Schistosoma mattheei
Lineage: Eukaryota; Metazoa; Platyhelminthes; Trematoda; Strigeidida; Schistosomatidae
Source: the annotation of a GenBank genome assembly
AUGAAUUCACCAAAUUCUAACCAUCAUUGUUUACUUCGUCACGAUCCUGUUACUGCACGUGCCAUUUCACGUUUAAGUCAUGGAGUUGCUCGUUUGACUGCAAGCCUUAAUCCCGAUAGACAGUAUCGACAUUUUCGUACCAGACACGCAAAAUCCAGGAACAGAACUGAAUCAGAAUCUAUAUUGAACGACCGCCAAUCUAUUACAACAGGUUCAAAACGUAAAUGGCAACCGGAUAAAAUUGAACUGGAUACAAUCAUGGAAUUGGAACAUUCCACGGCUGUUUGUUUGAAACCUGUGCAAUCACCACCAUCAUCGUUAUUAUUAUCAUCGUCAUCAUCAAACAUGGAAUCAUUACAGCAUGUAUCCGUAUCGAUAGAUGCUUUAAAUUUACAAACUAAACCAAUCCCACCCUUUUCUUGUUCAAAUCCUAUGUUGUAUAAAUCACUAAGCUCCGAUCAUAUUGAAGCCGUGGGACGUUAUUCUUCAGGAUCGUCAAUGCUUUCAAUCACUGGAUCAUCAGAUAAUAAUUCUGAGAGUGAUGCUUCGUCACAUGAUGCUGACAUUGAAGAUGCAGAUCAUGGUGACUUAAUCUGUUUCAAAGGUGGUAGAUCGUUGACAAGAAUUAGUAGACGUAAAUCAUCUAUUCUCGAUAAACAUUCUUAUGAAUUAUGGAGACCAAUGGAUACUGUGUUAUCACCGGUUAUCUCAUCUAGUUAUCAACAAACUAAAAGAAAUACUAUCAGUGGUAUGUUAGCCUCGUCAUCAUCUGAUACAAAUCAUUGUCGCCGUGGUCGUCGUAACAAGAAAUGCAAGUGUAGACCGCGAAAUAAGAGUGAUACUACUGAUGAUAAACAUGGAGAACAUAUCUGUCAUAAAAGUUGUAUCAAAAAUGGCUCACAUUCUUCGUCUAGUUCAUCAUUGUCAACUGAAGAAUCAUCCGAUGAGAAACGUUCGAAAGGUUUCAUUGUAUACAAACAUCGAUUCACCUCUAUACCAGAACAUCAGAACACUUGUGAUACUGAUAUGAUGAAUGUGACUUGUCGUAAUAAAAAAACUAUUCAAAAAAACAUCAAAUCACCAUCUAUCAUAACAGAUAACAAUCGUUGUAAAACAGUUGUUGAUCCGUUCAAUUCAAAAUAUCAGUUAGAUGAUUCAACUAAUUCAACUCUAGAUGAACCUGUUGAUCCGGAACUGGCUAAUCUUUUACAUGGAACUUGGCCAUUAUUAAGUAACAGAGCAAAAUUAAAUUAUACAAAAGCAAUGAAUUUAUCUAAUUCAAAACGAUAUCCUAAUUUUAAAAAACGCAAUACACCUAAUAAUCAUAAAAUGAAAGAGGAUUCAAAAUCUAUCCAACAAAAUUCAAUUAAAUUUCUUCCAUCUAAAUUAAAUCAAUUUUAUAUACAAAAUGAUUCAAUAUGUAAGACUGAUAAAUCUAACCGUCAAAUGCCUACACCUCCAUGGAUGAUUAGUGACAAUGAGUCAUUACGGGAUUCUGAUGAAUUUGACUCUGAUCAUAAUAAAAAAGUACAUACUCCCUGUGUGAACAAUCAACGUCCAUGUAUUGACAAUUGGAAAGCAGAAGUGUCCAAUGCUAAACCAUUAAACGAGACCAAUAAAGGUCAUCGUUUAUUGCAAAAACUUGGUUGGAAACCUGGUGAUAAAUUAGGGCAAAAUGGUAAAGGUCUAAUCACACCAGUCAACUGUAAAGAAGAUAGUCAUUCGUUUGCGAUAUGA